This is a messenger RNA of Ostertagia ostertagi, 777 nucleotides long. The record is from the annotation of a GenBank genome assembly. Lineage: Eukaryota; Metazoa; Nematoda; Chromadorea; Rhabditida; Trichostrongylidae.
AUGGAUCCGAUCCAUCUUUUGGAUGAUGUCGCUGACGCGGAUAGUGUUGCAAGUGACGUGAAGCCGACAGUUGCUCCAUCAGUUCCUGCGGAGGAAGGAUCUUCGGAAGUUCUUCGUGAGACUAGCGGCUUGGAUGAAAACCUUGCAGCUCCAAAUGCAGUUGACGAUGUAGCAAUGGAGGGAACCUCCACAGAUGCAGUUGGCGGUGAAGAUCAUUCGGACGUCCAAAGUCUACUCAGUGAAAUAGUUGCUCUUCCAGUAAAAUGUCUUGCCUUAAUCACAGUCGCAGCAGAUAAGCUUUGCAACUUAGGUCACGCAAAGUGUAACAUUGAGGAAGAGCUGCUCGACAUUAAGGAAAAGUGCAGAGAGCUGUCUACAAGAAAUAGUGAACUACAGUCCCAAGUCGCCAGCAGCAUGGAGGACGUAAAUGAGAGAUCGCGUCUUUAUCGGCAACUUGAAGCCUCACGAAACGAACUUGCCAUGAAAAAGAUGGCGCUCGAUUGUGAUUUGGAACGAUUGAAGCACGAAAAAGAAGAACGCGAUGCUGCCAUCCGCACUCUUACAAAAGAAAAACACCUUAUUGCAACUGAGAACUUCGCUCUGAAAGACGAGCUUCAAAAGGCGCUGAAUGAGAAGGCAGCUUUAACUCAGGAAAAGAACAGCAUAGAUCAAGAAAUGCGUAGUGUCCUGGCAGAGCGAGAACGUGCGCGUGCAGAAAAUGAAAUGUACACGAACUCUCGUAAAUGGUUCCUCCAAGGAACUGGCGCAGAAGGAUAG